Molecule: messenger RNA, 3708 nt
Organism: Ricinus communis (castor bean)
Lineage: Eukaryota; Viridiplantae; Streptophyta; Magnoliopsida; Malpighiales; Euphorbiaceae
Product: microtubule-associated protein TORTIFOLIA1
Exons: 6
Coding region: 788-3484 (898 amino acids)
Biological process (GO): unidimensional cell growth; multicellular organism development; circumnutation
Cellular component (GO): cortical microtubule, transverse to long axis
Molecular function (GO): microtubule binding
Source: RefSeq, a predicted model, not a curated record
UGAUAAAAUGCAGUUAUUUUGUAUAGUUUUUUUGUUUUUAUGAGAAUUUGAAGGUGAAUUGUUGCGUUCGGUGAUUUGAUUUAUAAUUUGAUUUGUUUGUUUGCUAAGAAUUUAUUGAGAGAGAUGGAAAAUGAAACUGUUAGCAUAAUUUUUGAUGAUGCGUUAUUGAAGUUUAAGUUUUUUGUGGUGCAUAAUAAACUUUAGCAUAUUAGCUUGUGGCAGGCCUAGGAAUGCAGUUCGAUUGGUUGGUUGGUUAGUAUGUGGUCUAUAUUUGUUCUGGCAAAGUGGAGCUUAUAUGUUUUGCAUCUAAAGUUUAUAUAUGGUGAAAAUGUGGUAUUUGAUGUAGAGAAAUGGUUACAACAGAAUUAAAUUUUGGGAUUUUGAUUUUUUCUUUUUCAUGUUUGAUGAUGAAAUUUUGAAUAAUUCACAUUACAUUUUACAUUUGUUAAUUAUGGUUGGCAUGUCUGAUUUUUUUUUGGUUAACCAAUGUGGAGGAAAAGAAAAUAUCUUUUUUGGGGUUGCGGCUGAAGUAUGGUGGCAUUUAUCUCCUUGAAGCUUCAGUUGAUUAUUGAUAAAAUAUAAGACAUAGAGAGAGUUUGGAACAAAUAUGUAGCUGUUUCAUCUUUUUCUCUAGAAAAUGCUCCAACAGUGCUACAUUUCUGUAAAAUCUCAUUUCCUUCUUUCUGCAAAAUUCUCUUUCCUAUCUCUCACAAUUUCGCGGCUCUGAUUCUCUGAUCCCUUUUCAUUUCUUCAUUUAAACUUUCAUCUUUCUGUCUCUGUAAACAAUAUGAGCAAAUCUUCAAAACCCACGAAGCACCUAAACCAAUCUUCAAAGCCACCUUGCUCUAUAUCCUCCUCUCUUUGCACCCAAUUUGCUAAUGCUGCACUCAAGCAACAAAUCCUACUUUCUCUUUCUAACCUUGCUGAUCAUGACACUCAUCAGGUUGCCCUUCAAGAUCUCUAUUCUAUUAUUUAUUCCGUGUCAUCCAAUACCCUCCCCUUGCUCCUCAACUCCCUAUAUAGUUGCUCAUCUGAUCCCAUCACCAAAUCCAAAGUGAAAAAGGAUGCUCUUGACUUACUCUCUCUAUGCUGUCGAGUUCAUCAUGAUAUAAAAUUACCUCGUUUGACAACAAUCAUCACUCACAUUGUUAAAAUGUUGAAAGAUUCUGAUCCAGGUGUUAGGAAUGCAUGUUGUGAGGUUGUUGGGGUUUUGUCAGGGUUACAUUUGAAGGGAAGAGAAGGGGUGAGGGGUACAGUUGAGUUGUUUGUUAGGCCAUUGUUUGAGGCCAUGCGUCAACAGAACAAAGUGGUGCAAUUGGGUGCAGCUAUGUGUAUGGCAAAGAUGGUGGAGUUUUCUAUGGAAGAAGACAUGCCUGUGGGAGCAUUUAGGCAGUUGUUUCCUUGGGUUUGUACGUUAUUGGGUAGGCAGAAUUUCCAUGCAAAGGCUGCAAUGUUGAGUGUUGUGGAAAAUUUGUUGCAGGUUGGAGCAAUUGCACCACAAGGGUUGGAACCGUUGUUGCAAAGCAUUCAUGACUGCCUUGGAAGUACAGAUUGGGCAACACGUAAGGCCGCAGCCGAUGCUCUAAGUGCCUUAGCAUUGCAUUCAAGGAGCUUGAUUACGGAUGAAGUUGCUAGUUCCACAUUGACGGUGCUCGAAUCUUGCCGUUUUGACAAGAUAAAGCCUGUCAGAGAUAGCAUGACAGAGGCAUUGCAACAAUGGAAGAAGAUUGCAGGGAAAGCUGAAGAUGGUGUUUUGGAUGAUCAAAAGGCUUCCUCUUGUGAGGGUAACCACCCUGAAAAAGCAGAGUCGUCGUCAGAUAAGAUUCCAAAUCCUGAUGAUCAGAAAACCGAGUCAUUGGCGAAGGAUUCAACCAGGGGUUCUUCCCCUAAUAUGGAUUCUGUUCCAAAAAGCAAAGCUGGAAGCAUUCCUGACAAAGCAGUUGUAAUAUUGAAAAAGAAAGCACCUGCCUUGACAGACAAAGACUUAAACCCAGAAUUCUUCCAGAAGCUUGAAACAAGGGGAUCCGGUGAUCUGCCUGUAGAAGUUGUUGUUUCUCGUAGAUGUAUCACUUCCUCAAAUUUGAAUGAGGAAGAACCAGAACUGCAUGAUUCUGAGUCAAGGGGAAGGUCAAACCGCUUGGCAAACAGCCAAUCAGAUGAUCUCCAUGGAUCUUUCAGUAAAUACCGUAACAUUGAAAGAGGAAAUGCUGGGAAAGAUGCAAGAAAUAGAGCAUUUGGUGAUGACAGGCCUGAUGUAAAUCCUAGGGAAUCAUCUGGUAGCCGUGCAGGUUUCUCUAAAUCUGAUGGCCAAUCUGAAGGAUCCUUCAUUAAUAGUAAAGGAAAUUGGUUGGCUAUCCAGAGGCAGUUGUUGCAGUUGGAGAGACAACAAGCUCAUCUCAUGAAUAUGCUGCAGGAUUUCAUGGGCGGGUCUCAUGAUAGCAUGAUAACUUUGGAAAACCGAGUUAGAGGUCUCGAGAGAAUCGUAGAAGACAUGGCACGUGAUUUGUCAAUAUCAUCAGGCCGGAGGGGUAGUAAUUUUCCAAUUGGUUUUGAAGGAUCUAAUAGACCUUUGGGGAAGUAUAAUGGCUUCUCUGAAUACUCCAAUGCUAAGUAUAAUGCACGGGUUCCUUUCGGGGAAAGAUUCACCCAAUCUGAUGUUACUGCUUCAGGCAUGAGAGGAAGAGGCCCUAAUUGGAGAUCUGAUAUGUCUGAUGCUUGGGAUUUUCCAGCUUAUGGUGCAUCCAGAAAUGGGCCGAUUAGCUCAAGGAGAGCUCCAAGUGGUGGUUCUAUAGAUGGAAGAUCACCUAAAUCAGAACCUGAAAGUGAUCAGGUUGGUAGCAGGAGAGCAUGGGAUAAAGGGGCUGGACCUCUUAGGUUUGGUGAGGGGCCUUCUGCUAGAAGUGUCUGGCAAGCCUCUAAAGAUGAAGCUACGUUGGAAGCCAUUCGGGUUGCCGGGGAAGACAAUGGAUUAUCUCGAACAGCAAGAGUGGCCAUCCCUGAGAUGACAGCAGAAGCUAUGGGAGAUGAUAAUGGUGGACCAGAGCGGGAUCCUAUUUGGACAUCUUGGACUAAUGCAAUGGAUGCCCUUAAGAUGGGAGAUAUGGAUACAGCUUAUGUUGAAGUCGUAUCUACCGGGGAUGAUUUUCUCCUUGUAAAGCUUAUGGACAGAUCAGGUCCUGUUAUUGAUCAGCUUUCAAAUGAGACAGCAUGCGAGGUGUUGCAUGCUAUUGUGCAAUUUCUACUGGAGCAGAACUUGUUUGACAUCUGUUUGUCCUGGAUUCAUCAGUUGGUAGAAAUAGUGCUGGAAAACGGACCUGAUGUCUUGGGCAUUCCCAUGGAAUUGAAGAAGGAGCUUCUAUUGAAUUUACAUGAAGCUUCUACAGCAAUAGAUCCACCUGAAGACUGGGAAGGUGCAGCACCUGACCAACUUCUGAUGCAGUUGGCUUCUGCCUGGAGAAUCGAACUACAACAGUUUGACAAGUAAUUAUUAGAUUAUCUGUUGGUGUUAUCCUGAAUGCUGUCCAAACCUUUUAAUUGGGUGAUAAAGGUAUAAUACACCUCAAUUUGACAAUUGAAAUGUAAAUGAGCAGAGUUCUUAUGCAAGCCAGUGUUUUGCAUCUGCAUGGAUUUAGUGAAGUUAGAGUUUAAUUUCCUUCUUUUGGAAAAGAAAAUAAAAAAAGACUUUUCUAGCUUGAAUUCUGUUGGAAA